Dermatophagoides farinae (American house dust mite) is the source of this 792-nucleotide messenger RNA. RefSeq names its product mite allergen Der f 7. Lineage: Eukaryota; Metazoa; Arthropoda; Arachnida; Sarcoptiformes; Pyroglyphidae. The record is from RefSeq and is a predicted model, not a curated record.
GAAUUUCAUAUUCUCUGGUCUACAUCUUAUAUCAAUAACAAUCCAAAAAAAACAUAUCUUACAAAAUGAUGAAAUUUUUGUUGAUUGCUGCCGUGGCAUUUGUCGCCGUUUCGGCUGAUCCAAUUCACUAUGAUAAAAUCACCGAAGAAAUCAACAAAGCUAUUGAUGAUGCCAUUGCUGCUAUUGAACAAUCCGAAACAAUAGAUCCAAUGAAAGUACCUGAUCAUGCCGAUAAAUUCGAACGUCAUGUUGGUAUUUUGGAUUUCAAAGGUGAAUUAGCCAUGCGAAACAUUGAGGCUCGAGGAUUGAAACAAAUGAAACGUCAAGGUGAUGCUAAUGUCAAAGGUGAAGAGGGUAUUGUUAAAGCUCAUUUGUUGAUCGGUGUUCACGAUGAUAUCGUCUCGAUGGAAUAUGAUUUAGCAUACAAAUUGGGUGAUCUUCAUCCAAACACUCAUGUCAUUUCGGAUAUUCAAGAUUUUGUUGUUGCCUUGUCCCUUGAAAUUUCUGAUGAAGGUAACAUAACAAUGACAUCUUUUGAAGUACGACAAUUCGCUAAUGUUGUCAACCAUAUUGGUGGUCUUUCAAUCUUGGAUCCAAUUUUUGGCGUUUUAUCUGAUGUAUUGACCGCUAUUUUCCAAGACACCGUACGUAAGGAAAUGACCAAAGUAUUGGCACCAGCAUUUAAACGUGAAUUGGAAAAAAAUUAACCAAUAGACAUCAUUUUUCCAACUGUACAAUCUCUAUUUCACUGACAAUAAAAUAAAAUUUUUAUUUUUAUUUCUCAUAAAAAAA